AUGGCUGAGCGCGAUGCCCUUGUAACGCCAUCAAGCCGGCACGUGUUGCCGAGACAGUUGGAAGACGCUGGCACGAACAACCCGCCGACCACACGCAAGGAGAACGAGCCGGCAGCACGUGAGAGUUGUUUACCGGAGGAGUACAGAUCGUUUGUGGAGCAUUCAAAGGAGAAAGAUCUUAUGAGAAAAGAAGCAAAAGAAGCACAAGACACAGCUGCCAAAUUGUAUAAGGAAGAGCUAGAGAGGGUGAACAUGGACCACGAGAAGAACAUGUGGCACCUGAAGCUUGAACACCGUAUCCAGGUCGAUGAUCUCACGCGAAAGAAGGAAGAACUGCAGACCAUGAUUGACGGCUGCGGCAAGCUGUUCGGAGAAAUGCGCGACAAGCAUACGGCCAGAAUCGAGACGCUCACCCACACGAUGGAGCGACUUCAGAAUGAAGUAGAUGCUAAGGAUAAGGGGCUCAAGGUCAUGUAUGACGCAUGCGAUGCACAGGUCAAGGUACUCGAGGCUGAGAGGGCGGAGUUACCAGCCAAGCUAGCCAAAGCCGCGAAGGAAGCGCUCGCUCUCCAGUCCAACGCAAAGACAUCCAACGAGGCUGUUGCUGCCAAAGCCGCUGCAUCCGUUCCUGCGCACCUCAAAGGCAAAUCUGAACGCUUCGCACACUGCACCCAGUGCAUGCGACACAACUGGGACUGCGACCGCGGGAUUCUAUGCAAGAACUGCUCGAUGCGAGGCAUCAAGAAAGGUUGCAGGCGGGUUGCAUGCGAAGACUACAAGAAGGGCAAGUGCAAGAACAAACAGUGCCGCUUUGCACAUGAAGGAGAGAUAUACAAGCGCCUCGAUCCUUCCGAAGAUGUAUGGGGUGAUGGGCGUGAGCUGAGUCCCGUCGAGCUCGACAAGAUGGGUGUUUGGUAG
This is a messenger RNA of Alternaria conjuncta, 918 nucleotides long. RefSeq lists its product as uncharacterized. Gene Ontology annotation, molecular function: metal ion binding. The record is from RefSeq and is a predicted model, not a curated record. NCBI's taxonomy places the organism in Eukaryota, Fungi, Ascomycota, Dothideomycetes, Pleosporales, Pleosporaceae. The coding region runs from base 1 to 918 and encodes 305 amino acids. The transcript is spliced from 2 exons.